CUCAAGUAAGUUAUUUUAUUAUCUUUUAAUUGAUUUUACUUAUAUCAUCUUCAUCUUCUUAUUCUAUCCCAUUUUUCAUUGUUUUGGGAAAAGUGAAGUAUUGAAAAAUACGAAAGAAAAGAAGAAGAAAAAAAAACCCCGUUCCCAAAUUCCCCAUACCGAAUUCACCAUGGCCAACCCCAGAGUCGAGGAAUUGCCCGAUGACGAGCCGAAGAAGGUCUCAGUCGAAGAGCAUGACGAUGACGACAGCUCUGACUCUGAGAUUGAGGUUGGCGAGGGUGGUGCUGCCGGUUCCACUGCCAUCGUGCACUCCCGCAAUGAGAAGAAGGCCCGCAAGGCCAUCGAGAAGCUCCACCUCACCCGUGUCUCCGGCAUCACUCGAGUGACUCUUCGACGACCCAAGAACAUCUUAUUCGUCAUCAACAACCCUGAGGUUUACAAGUCUCCUAACAGCAACACGUACAUCGUGUUCGGUGAGGCCAAGAUCGAGGAUCUUAACUCAGCAGCCCAGCAAGCUGCAGCCCAGUCUCUUGCUGCAUCUGGUGGUGACCACGACCACGCUGGCCAUGAUCACAGCCACGGUGAGCCCAGCAAGGCUGUUGAGGAUGCCGACGAGAAGAAGGAUGAAGAUGACGACGAUGAGGAGGAGGUUGACGCAGAAGGACUCGAGGACAAGGACAUCGAACUAGUCAUGACCCAAGCCAACGUCAAGCGAAACAAGGCUGUGAAAGCCUUGAAAGAGAACGACAAUGACAUAGUCAAUUCGAUUAUGGCAUUGAGUGUUUGAUAGAUGACGGGGCUGGGCGUUGGUGAUUUUCCACUACCUACCGAGGGGGGCUAUUUCGGCUGGAUGCAUUGCGACAACGGAAAGGUCUACAGGGUAAAAAAUUAGGGAAGUCGACUGGCUGUGUAUUACAGGCUACGAUACCUUGCAAUGGAUUCUUAAACCGACGUGAUCAAGCUUAGACCGAAUUUUGAUGAUGCCUUCAUAGUAAUGCCCAUAGUGAUGGUGACGAUGAUUCUUAAGACAAUAUCCUAGGUGCGUAAGCUAGGUA
This is a messenger RNA of Hypoxylon fragiforme, 1055 nucleotides long. RefSeq names its product nascent polypeptide-associated complex, alpha subunit. NCBI's taxonomy places the organism in Eukaryota, Fungi, Ascomycota, Sordariomycetes, Xylariales, Hypoxylaceae. The record is from RefSeq and is a predicted model, not a curated record. The transcript has 4 exons. Bases 170 to 787 code for a protein of 205 amino acids. Gene Ontology annotation, cellular component: cytoplasm; nascent polypeptide-associated complex. Gene Ontology annotation, biological process: protein targeting to membrane.